CUUCUUUUUUGUGUGUGGUAUAUGAUAUAUACAAAUGCUUCUAGUGUUUUUUUAUGAAUAAUAUUAAGAGAAAUCUUUUCUACAGUGUCAGUGUGUGAUGGACAAGGACCUAUGGAACUGCCUUUCAAUGGUUGUCUGACUGUUCACAGUCCAAACUACCCACUAUCAUACCCACACAACACGCAAUGUACUCUAGAUAUUGUCGCUCCACCAGAGUGCCAGAUAGCAGUCAAGUUCUGCGAAGUAUCGUUGGAAGUGUGUCCUUAUGAUACUCUCUGGGUCACAGGUACUAACUCCAGCGGCCCUCUCUGUGGCUCCGGGCUCCGCCAGACUGCCCUAUCUGCCAGCAACGCAGUGACCGUCGCCUUCACUUCAGACGACACGCAAAGCCAGCGAGGUUUCCGGUUGGCUCUCACGGCGCUCUGCGAUGCAACAACAACUACCACAACCACGACCUCAACAAGUACAAGUACCACGACCACAGAAGAACCCACCUGUGAUUCUUUCCAGAUCUAUACAAUGUGCUCAGUGACAAGCAUCGCGGCCUCGUCUGGCGUGGUCGUCUCCCCGGGCUACCCGAACUACUACCCGAACGACCGCCACUGCGCCCUCAACAUCACGGUUCCUGAGGGCCUCGUGGUCGCCCUCGAGUACUUGGCCUUCGACCUCGAGCCCCACAAAGACUGCAAGUGGGACCUCCUCAGGGUCCACGACGCCAGCGCCAUUCCCGAUCUGCAGCCUGCCUACUGUGGCUCGACCAUCCCCGCGUUCAACCUCUCAUCGACGAACGCGGUGCGGAUGGAAUUCAAAACCGACUCGACCGUUAUUUUCACCGGAUUCGCAAUCUGCUUCAGAGCGGUUGAGAAGUAGUUGCUUGAGACGGUAAGCAAGGGCCGGAAAACGAAUGU
Penaeus monodon (black tiger shrimp) is the source of this 908-nucleotide messenger RNA. Its product is annotated as protein SpAN-like. The record is from RefSeq and is a predicted model, not a curated record. The transcript has 5 exons. Lineage: Eukaryota; Metazoa; Arthropoda; Malacostraca; Decapoda; Penaeidae. Bases 112 to 870 code for a protein of 252 amino acids.